Chiloscyllium plagiosum (whitespotted bambooshark) is the source of this 1633-nucleotide messenger RNA. RefSeq names its product homeobox protein Hox-A13a-like. Gene Ontology annotation, molecular function: DNA-binding transcription factor activity, RNA polymerase II-specific; RNA polymerase II cis-regulatory region sequence-specific DNA binding. Gene Ontology annotation, biological process: regulation of transcription by RNA polymerase II; cell differentiation. The record is from RefSeq and is a predicted model, not a curated record. NCBI's taxonomy places the organism in Eukaryota, Metazoa, Chordata, Chondrichthyes, Orectolobiformes, Hemiscylliidae.
AAAGUUUAAUUUGCAAAGAGUCCACACUGCGUUUUAUUUACCAACUGUAGCUGUGUUACAGCAAUAAAAAGAUCAGGUAGCUUGAUCCAGGGUGUAGUUUGUGCACCUAAUGGAGAGCUGGGUUUCAUUUCUGGGAGGCAGACAUCAAAGUGUUUGCUCAGUACUUGUCACGCUAUCAUUCUCAGCAUUUAGAAGGGACAGGAGCUUAAACUUGCAAGUCAGGACAAAAAUUUAACAAGAGGAUUGUAUUUGCAAGUGGCUGGAAUGAACCCAAUCAUUCAGUUUAGUUAUAAGAUGGAUUCGACUUCUCUGCGGUACGAACUGACGCUAGAGACAUCUAGUGAUAAAACAGGAUUAAGGGAAGAUGAAGUGCGACCUACAGAAAUGGUGCCAGUAUUUUCCACAAACUUUGGAACUUCUGCCUUAUCCUCAUCGCCUUUGAAAACGACUUCAAGUGGAAGACACCAAGAUUUGUGUUCCGAAGACAUUUCGACUUGUGGAUCGCAUGGAAGCGCAGGUCAGGAGAUUGUCGCUAUGUCACCUGGGGCAGUGCAAAUCCCUGCAAACCAACUGCAAAAUGACUGUCAUAUGUCUCCGUUUAUUAGCUACCGGCACAACUUCUGUACCAGAGGUGAAUACCCGACAAACCCCUCACUUUAUCAGCAUUGGCCACUAGAAUAUCCCCAAGUUGCACCUGUUCAAACGCAGGCAAAUCCCAACAAUCAGAGUACGCCUGCCUUUUACCAUUCUCAAUACUCUGGAACAUCAUUUGAAGCAGGAACACUCAAUAAUGCAAUGCCCGGUGUCCCAAGGCCUUUAGCAUUGGGACUAGCAUCGCACUGGUCAACAUCGCAGAAUCCUACACACAGACAAAGAAAGAAGCGAAUCCCCUACAGCAAACAACAAAUCGCUGAACUGGAAAGGGCUUUUGAAAACAAUCGAUUCCUCACCCCUGAGGUCCGAUUAAACAUCUCUUUUAGGUUAGGUUUAACAGAAAGACAGGUGAAGACAUGGUUCCAAAACCAGCGACAGAAAGAGAAAAGACUUCUUCGUGUGCAGCAGCAAUUGAUAAAGCCAAGUUGUCCUGGACUGUGAAAUAUAAUAACUUUCCUCAUUUGGACAAUUGCUUUUUAAGAGUCACGAGAACGUGCAUACCGAUUUACAAUAGCAAAGUCGCCUCUCUUUAAUUAUACAGCCACAGAAGAUUAUUGGGCCUUUUCGUUUUUAAUUAUUUUGAAGUUGGAAUAGCUCAUUAGUCUUUAUCUUGCAUUACGAGAAGCUCCAAUUUGAUGUGCUAAACGCAAUAAAGAAUGUUGAUUCCACUAAAGUUGGUGAACAAGAAAUAUUGAUAUUAAAGGGAAUAUUUAACUUGAUUUUCCAAAAGGCUAAGUACUCGUUUACCAUUCAUUACAUGUGUGAGUAAAUAUAAUUGGACACAAAUUAAAGUCUAUCUGUGAUGUUUAAAGAAUAAUAACAUAUUAUAGGUUGCAAAAUAAAUUGUUUCGUGAAUAGUAUACACAGCUGUUCGGGUUUGAAAUGAUUGGAACACAUAAUUAUUCAAAGUAAGGGCGUGCUAUAGUUGAGGAGAAAGUGAGGUCUGCAGAUGCUGGAGAUCAAAGUUGAAACUUUAUUG